Molecule: messenger RNA, 3623 nt
Organism: Syngnathus acus (greater pipefish)
Lineage: Eukaryota; Metazoa; Chordata; Actinopteri; Syngnathiformes; Syngnathidae
Gene: glis2b
Product: GLIS family zinc finger 2b
Exons: 8
Coding region: 597-2036 (479 amino acids)
Biological process (GO): regulation of transcription by RNA polymerase II; smoothened signaling pathway
Cellular component (GO): nucleus
Molecular function (GO): DNA-binding transcription factor activity, RNA polymerase II-specific; RNA polymerase II cis-regulatory region sequence-specific DNA binding
Source: RefSeq, a predicted model, not a curated record
GGGAGGGGGAGCUGCAAGCAGCUGUGAGCUGGCAGAAGCUUCGCACUCGGCUGGGCUGCUCCUCCUGACGGGGCUGGCUGGCUGGUGGGCAGACGGCGGCGGGGGAGACGAACCUCCGCACAAGGACACCUUUCCUCCCCGCGAAAACGACGACAAAGCAGCAGCAAAAGCCGCCCUGCCUCCAUUUUCCAGCCGCAGCAGCAGCCCGUCACUCCGUGUGUGCGUCGCCCCCACCUGCUUCUUGCUUUCGACUUGACCAGCGUUGCCGUUGAGCGAUGCGCUUCGACGAACACCAGGAGAGCACCCUUUUGGGCAAGCUUUUGCUUCACGGCUCAUUUGGAGUUUUGACAGUCGGCUCUUGAGCAGGCAUGGCCAACUAAACCAGGGGCUGUCAACUUGGACUGUCUUGCUUCUUGCUCGAUGCGCUUGGGAGUCCAAAACACGCGAGAAUGGUGUGCGAAGGGAGUGCCUGCCCAGACACCGACUCAUCAUCCGGGGGGGACACAAGGACUACGUAUUGACGACCACUUUGGCUCUGAGCACCACGCAGGAGGACUUUGCUUGGCCAAGUUUGGAGGCGCUUAGAAGGUGCUGUCAUGCUUUCCCUGGACGAGCCCCUGGACCUGAAGCUCCCUCGGCGGACCAACGGACGGGACCAGGGGUCAUGCUCGCCGCCCCUCUCACCAAUGAUAGCCAAAAGGGCUCACCGUCUCUGCAUGACAAACGACGGUACAGCGGUUCUCGAUUCUGCCUCCCUGGGAUUCCCGCACGGAGCUGUCUUGGGUAUGCGGGUAGCCCUCAGCGACCGAACAGAUACCCCCACGCCCCCUGCAGUGGAUCUGAGCACAUCUCCUUCCUCCCUUGCUCACACACCCGUCUCACCUGAGAUGGCCAACGGCAGCUACACUCCCGCAGCGUUUUUUGUAAUGAUCGGAGCUGGGGCGGGACUUCGCCUACCGUCAUCCAUGUUCGUUGGCCAAGUGAGUGAUAAAAGGGCAUCACAUGACCUCUCGUCCGACGAACAGCUGGCUUGCCGCUGGAAGAAGUGCCACCUGCUCUUUGACUCUCUUCAAGACCUGGUGGACCAUGUCAACGACUUCCACGUCAAGCCAGAGAAAGAGUCUGGCUACUGCUGCCAUUGGGAGGGCUGCUCUCGUAAAGGGAGGGGCUUCAACGCCAGGUACAAGAUGCUGAUUCACAUCCGCACGCACACAAACGAGAAGCCUCACCGUUGUCCCACCUGCAACAAGAGCUUCUCGCGCCUCGAGAACCUCAAGAUACACAAUCGCUCGCACACGGGCGAGAAGCCCUACUUAUGUCCCUACGAGGGUUGCAACAAGCGCUACUCCAACUCCAGCGACCGCUUUAAGCAUACGCGCACACACUACGUGGACAAGCCCUACUCUUGCAAAAUGGUCGGCUGCCUGAAGCGCUAUACCGACCCCAGCUCUCUACGCAAGCACAUCAAGGCCCAUGGCCACUUUGUGGCUCAGGAGCAGGGCUCGCUGGCCGGACUGGGCUCCUUGCUGAAGGGAAGCCAAAGUGGGGCUUUAGCUAGCGGAGGGGCCAAGGACUGCACCAUGUCCUAUGUGAGUGGGGCUCACAUUAUCAUUCCAGGGGCGGGAGCCGCUCUCCUGGGUGCCCACACACUCCAGGGUCUGGGUGGAUCUCUUCCCUCGUCCCCCCUCAGUUCUCGGCCCCUGGACCUCAGCACGUUGAGUUGCUGCGGCUCCCAGCCAGGGAGCUUGGGACCGGCUUCCGUCCUAUCUUUCAAUGGCUCCUCACUAGGCCUGGCCAAAUCGCCGCUGCUCUCCGCGGCGUUGUCCUCCUCCACCCUCGGUAUGCCUCCCAUGCUGGUGGAGAGUGUCGAGUGCAGGGACCCCAGCCUGCAGGACAAAAAGGGUCGAGGACAGGAGGCCGAGAACAAGGUGACUGAAGGGGUGCUUAACCUUUCCACAGGAGGGUCUCAUGAUCCCUUGUCUUGGGUGGUUAUCCCCCCGGGCACUGUGAUGCUCAAGCCAGCUGUGGUAAACUGACACACGCACACACACACUUGCACACGCACGCACACACACAAACACACACACACGCAUUCCAGAAGAGCUCAGGGGGUCAUGAUGGGAGGGGGAACGGACUUACAGGCGGUCAAGGGUGGUGCAGGGGGAGGAGGGGGUCGGCUCACACAGCUUCAAAGAGGGUAGAAUAUGUACGACAAUGUGGUGACUUGACCGGCGCUACGUAUGCAAGAGUUGUAGAACGCAGGCCUCUUUUGUUGUCGAGGGGCUUAAGAAUAUUUCUAUCUCCUUUCUCGUUUUAUACUCGAUUCUUCCUUGUUGGUUCUGUGGACAGAGCCCGUAAAGGACAAAGCCUUAGACACGUCCUUGAAUUCUUUGCAGUAUUUGUCAAAGAUGACCAUGUGCCUCUGGCCAAGCAGCGAGAUUGACAAGGAAACAGAUUGACACACACUGCGCUGGGCAAACGUGCACUCAGUUUCCCUUUUAAACAGAAGCUACAGGAUUCUGUACGAUUCAGACGAGCUUGCUUGAUCAAAGCAGGUGACUGUAAAGGGUCUUGGACGGUUCAGUUACACAUAGCACUUAGUUAUGGUCCCAAAACCUCCAAACUGCUGCUAGCCUCUUGCGGUGACUGGGAGCAUGUCUUUUUUCCUGACAAUCAAUGGAUCCCCAUUUUGGUUGAAGCCAACCAACAUAGACCAGCCUGAUCCAGCAGAAUUUCUCACCAGGCAGAGUAGAUUGCUUUGAUAGCCAUCUGAGGUGAGGGACGAGAAGGCACUGCUGUUUGGCUCCCCUCUAGUGGCAGGACGAGAGUCACGACAUGCCAAGUGGCCCAGAUUUUUUUUGCUCCAGGAUUGUCCAGCUGCUUUCCUGUAAUGGACUGAACACGGCCGGUUUGCGUAUGAAAGGCCCAGUGUGGUGAUAAACACUGCUGUCUUGUGUUUCUUGAAAACCAUCUGUGAAAAACAGAUGGCCCUCCACUCACCGCUUCAUGUAGUUAGUUGGGGCAAGUUUUUGUCGUGCGUUCAACAAAAUGUGCCAAAAAUAGCAGAGGGAUGGAUGUUCAUAUUAGGUUGGGGGAGGGUCUAAACAUUUAGUGUCCAACUCUAGCUGGACUGACAUUGAAAAAGCAAACUGCCUCAUUUCAACAAAAAAGCUUGAUCAUAGAUUGCUCAAGCUGUCGCCAUGCGCGUAGCAUAAAACGUACUUGCUUCCUCAUCAUUUCAUGGAACCUUACUGCCGAUUUUAGUCGUGGGAUUGGAGCGCUCCUAAUCAUGUGUGCAAAACGGCUGAGGAGAUGAAUUAGAACAUUGCUUCAAGAGACUUCCAUCUCCUUAUUCCAUCUGUUCCGCUUGAGAGCUUUUCCACUUGUGGACAUUAGAUACAUUUUACCUCGAUGUGUUUGGACGAGACAUACUUUCUCUGAUGUCGAUUCUGCUUCUCUUGUUCGGUGUAAAAGCUGUUGCCUGAAGGCUGAGUCUUUGGGAGGUUGAGGACGCGGAUGAGGUGGUCUGGGAUCGGUAAUAUUUCAAGUGCUGCUGCUGCUCAUACGGACGGACAAAUCAAAUGCCAGCGGUGUAAGUUUCAACCCUCAUUGGGGUCAAGGAG